Molecule: messenger RNA, 12563 nt
Organism: Pomacea canaliculata
Lineage: Eukaryota; Metazoa; Mollusca; Gastropoda; Architaenioglossa; Ampullariidae
Product: transformation/transcription domain-associated protein-like
Biological process (GO): DNA repair; regulation of DNA-templated transcription
Cellular component (GO): nucleus; SAGA complex; NuA4 histone acetyltransferase complex
Molecular function (GO): transcription coregulator activity; protein binding
Source: RefSeq, a predicted model, not a curated record
CCAUGAUCCCAAGCCCUCAAAAGUGAGGAGUAGUAAUUUAGGCGCAAAGGUAUAAGACCAUGUAAAAAUGUUACUUAUUUACACCAGUAUUCUGGAUAUUAACCCUGCCCAUUGCCUGAAGGCAAUUCUUUAGACUGUUGACAUAUUAAGAUCAUCAUCAUGCUUGGAUCACCUCUAAGCCCACAAGACGCUGCAGCGCAGCUUACAACAUUCAAGUCCUAUGUAGCACUUAUUGCUGACACUACACCAGGGAUUACAGAGAAGAAGCAGAAAGCUGCAAGUGAACUUAGUGAAAAUUUUGAGACUGUGGUGAACUCACCACAAUACCCACAGUUUUUGGCUGAAGCCAUGCGAGUUUUCCUGAAGAUUCUGGAGGAAGGAGAACCACAGUUUAUUGCUGAACAACCAUACCAGCAUCUUCGCAAAAUAUUGCUUGAGAUUUUGCACCGCAUUCCCAGCAAUGAACACCUGAAGAAAUAUGUCCAGCCCAUUCUGUCACUCAUGUUUCGGCUGCUAAAGGUUGAAAAUGAAGAGAAUGUAUUGGUGUGCAUCCGUAUUAUCCUAGAACUCCACAAGCAGUUUCGACCUCAGAUGAAUGAGGAGAUCCAAGAUUUUCUGCAGUUUGUGAAAGGCAUAUACAGCAAUCUUCCUGCCCAUCUGCCCAAAAUCUUUGAGCCACGCCAGCAGAGACGUGUGAAAGACAUGUCUGAGAUAAAAACAGAACAGUGGUUACAAGAUAUUUACACGGUCACUCCUGUCAUCACAGACAAGAAAAAUGCAGAAAACCAGAGUGUGACAUACAACAUAAUCCCACGUGGUGUGCAGUCACUGAAAGUUUUGGCAGAGCUUCCUAUAAUUGUGGUGCUGAUGUACCAGCUUUACAAACCUAGUGUGCAAACAGACAUGAUUGAGUUCAUUCCCCUGAUAAUGAACACGAUUACUUUGCAGCCUUCCCCACAGCACAUGUCAAACCCUGGAUUCAACAAGGAAGUGUUUGUGGAUUUCAUUGCUGCUCAGAUUAAAACACUGUCAUUUCUUGCCUACAUCAUCAAAAUCUAUCAGAAUCCUGUCAAUAGUCAUUCCCAGCAGAUGGUACAGGGGCUUCUGGGUUUGCUUACACUGUGCCCCCAGGAGGUGGCCCACCUGCGCAAAGAAUUGUUGAUUGCAGCUCGACACAUUCUGUCCACAGAUCUUAGAAACAAAUUUGUGCCACACAUUGAAAAGCUUUUUGAUGAGAAUAUUCUCAUAGGAUCAGGAUGGACUACUAAGGAUUCACUGAGACCUUUGGCAUACAGCACUCUGGCUGACCUCGUUCACCAUGUCAGAUCUUCACUUCCUCUGCAUGACUUGUCUCUGGCAGUAAAUCUGUUUUCAAAAAAUGUCAUGGAUGAAUCUCUGCCAUCCUCCAUCCAAACUAUGUCAUGCAAGCUUCUUCUAAACCUUGUGGAGUGCAUUCGGGUAAAGUCAGAACAAGAGAAUGGAAAUGGACGAGAACUUCUUAUGCGAAUGCUGGAAGUGUUUGUUCUGAAAUUCACAACAGUCACAAGAAUUCAAUUGCCACAAAUUUUGCAGAAAUGCAAACAAAGUGGACCACUGGCUGCUACUGCAGGAGGCAUUACAGGAUCCCAAGGGGAUGCUAUCAAGACUCUCUCUUCAACGUCUUCCUCUGGCACAGCCACAACUACUGAUCUUCGACAGGGACCACCAUCAACUCCUAUACUACAGCCUGAAACACCAAAAGAAGACAAAUUUUUCUCUAGUUUGACAGAGACAAAAGAAAAUGAUAAGUCCACCAGCAGAUUUGGAGUAUGCCCAAGCCAGUUUAGUGUUUAUUCUGUGGUGGAUUGUCGUGGCCUUGUGAAGACACUUGUUUGUGGCGUCAAAACUAUCACCUGGGGACUUCUUACCUGUAAGGCUGUUGGCAGUGCUGAUCCAAGUCUUCUGAAUAACAAGCAGUUUCAACCGAAAGAAACGUUGGUGUACACCCGCCUAGUCAAGUAUGCUUUGCCAGCUCUGGAUAUUUAUACUAUCAAUGUGGCCAGCAGUGGACAAGCCUACAUUCGUCCCAUGGCUGUGCAAAGUGUGCGGACUAAAGAAGAAAAAGAAGUAUUGGAGCAUUUUGCUGGAGUGUUCACAAUGAUGAGUCCAGUCACAUUCAGAGAGAUUUUUUCCACCUGCAUUGAGUUUGUGGUAGAGAGGAUCAACCAGAACUUUGCACUUCAAAUAAUUGCCAACGCUUUUCUUGCCAACCUGUCUACAUCUUCAACAUUUGCCACCAUUCUUAUUACCUUCCUUCUGCAGCGUAUGGAAGAAAUGGGAGCUAGUGUGGAGCGGUCAAACUUGUAUCUCAAGAUGCACAAGUUAGUCUUUGGCUCAGUAUCCCUUUUCGCACAGGAGAAUGAGCAAAUGCUCAAGCCCCACUUGCACAACCUUGUGAACCGUGCCAUGGAGCUUGCUUUGAGUGCCAAAGAACCCUACAACUACUUCCUGCUUUUGCGUGGUCUUUUCCGUUCCAUUGGUGGAGGCAGUCAUGACUUACUUUAUCAUGAGUUCCUUCCAUUGUUGCCUACUCUUUUGCAAGGGCUUAACAGUUUGCAGAGUGGCCUCCACCGCCAGCACAUGAAGGAUUUGUUUGUAGAACUGUGUUUAACAGUGCCUGUUCGCCUGAGUUCCUUACUGCCUUACCUGCCAUUGCUGAUGGAUCCCCUAGUCUCGGCACUAAAUGGGUCACAGACACUUGUCAGUCAGGGUCUUCGCACGCUGGAGCUUUGUGUUGAUAAUUUGCAGCCAGAUUUCCUCUAUGACCACAUACAACCAGUCCGUGCAGAGCUCAUGCAGGCUCUGUGGAAGACAUUGCGAAAUCCCCAGGAUAACAUCGCUCUUGUCGCAUUUAGGGUGCUGGGAAAAUUUGGAGGAGGCAACCGUAAAAUGCUUCGAGAACCUCAAAGGCUGAACUACAAUGACAAGGAGACUGUCGGUCCAUGCAUUAAUAUCCAUUUCCAGGAGUGCAAGCAGUUCAUUUCACUUCCAGUGGAAAAGGCUAUAGAUGCAGCUGUUACGGCCUUGAAGAGCAGUUCCACAGACUCAUUUAAUCGACGACAAGCCUGGGAACUGGUCAAGUGUUUCCUCGUCUCUGUGAUGAGUCUAGAAGAUGACAAGACAACCAUGACCCACCUGUUUACACAUACCAGUUUCCAGGAGAAGGAAGUAGCAAAUGCUCCAGCCCCUGCUGCUACCAACAGUCAGCUAUAUAAAAACCCCGAUUCACAUUCACGCAAAGUGCAUGAGCAAGCUCUAACUGGCAUGUUUGUGGCUGCAGCCAUUAAGGAUCUGCAUCAAGUUGCUCUUCCUUUCAUGGCAAGCAUGGUGCGCCAUUAUACCAUGAUUGCCAUCUCACAGCAGUCUGGCUCCUUUGCCCUUGUUGGGGAGAAGCAGAACAAACUGCAAGGAAUGGAUACUCAGAUCUUAGUAGAUGCACUGGCUGUCAUCAUGGGGCAUGAGGAGAAAGAACUGUGCAAACGAGGAAGCCUGGCUCUUGCCAUCAUGCUGGACACUGCUACUGUCAUCUUAGGCAGUAAAGAGCGAGCUUGUCAGCUUCCCCUGUUUGAGUACUUGGUGGAAAAAAUGUGCUCUCUGUGCUACGAUAGAGCCUGGUAUGCCAAGUAUGGAGGCUGCCAGGCAAUCAAGUUCAUGUAUGAACAGAUGGCACUGAAAUGGGUUCUAGAACAUCAGCUUGUCUUCUUGAAGGCUUUGCUCUUUGUAAUCAUGGAUCUUACAAGUGAGAUGACUAUGUGGCAAGUGUCAAGUGGUGCAAUAGACUUGGCCAAGGCAAACCUUCAAAGCAUGUUAGUGCAAUGUGCACGUGAAAUACCAGCUGACAAGGUUACAGAGGAACUCGUUGCUGCACAGAAACGUUCUCUUUUUGAUGUAACCCAUGAAUUGGUGACGCAAGUCACAGUACCAAACACACUUGUGCGAGAAACAGCAAUGUCUUCACUGGGAGUUUUGGCUGAAACUACAGGCCGCACAGUCACAGAUAUCAUGGAGCCUCACAAAAAUGUGUUACACGAGAUGGUGCCUCCUAAAAAACAUCUUUUACGCCACCAACCACUGAACACCCAGAUUGGACUGAUGGAGGGUAACUUUUUCUGCACCACAUUGGAACCACGGCUGUUUACUAUAGACAUAAAUAUUGUUGAACAUAAUGUCUUCUUUACUGAGGUGCAAAGUCUUUGUGAAGCAGAUGAUGCAAUGCUGCUAAAGCUGCCGUGCUACAAGAACGUGACAAAUCUAAUUCCUCUUAGAAAGAGCGCACUCAAGAUUUUGGCAUCUUGCCAUUACAUUUCCUCCAGACGAGAUAAGAUUUUUGCCAUUCUUCACAAGGCCCUUAACAGUACCAACAGUGAGCUGCAAGAGGCUGCCCAUGACUGCAUGAAAAAGUUCAUUAGUGGCUGCACCAUUGAGAUGGAGACAGUGUAUACUGCAAUGCGGCCGCUACUGCAGCUGCGGGAUUACCGAAGUUUGACACUGAAUGUGAUCCAGCGUCUCUCUUCCCUUGUGCAACUGUUUCCUGUUGCUUUCAAUGAGAAGCUUUGUGAACAAUUGCAGAUGCAUUUAAAACAGUGGCUGGAAAGUGCAGCUUUAAAUGUGAAGAGUGGACAGCCUUCCAAACCUGCAGGCCAUGUGCUGUCACAGGAAAUGCAGACUUGUGCAGCUAUUCUAGACAUUUUCCACCUGCUUCCAGCAGCAAACAGCAAACUCAUUGAACCACUCACUACACUGGUGCUGCUUGGAGAAAAGGCACUCUUGAUUGAGAAGGGAAGCCCAUUCCGAGAGCCACUGAUGAAGUUCUUGGUCCGGUUUCCAGCACAGACGAUUGAUCUCUUCCUCACAGAAAAUGCUCUGAAAGAUCAGCAGUGGGGCCGGUACCUGGCGUAUUUGCUGAAGCACAAAGAUGGAAAACCCUUCCGUGAAGUGCUUGAAAGCAAUCCUGUGCGGCUGUCUGCCAUGCUGUUAGGCCAGGUUCAGAUUGCAGGUGUGCUGACAACAAGCCUUGUUCUGAAUAAACUUGAGCUACAGUACCAGGCAAUGAUGAUGCUGAGCAUUCUUGUCAAGCACAAUGAGAAAUGGCUGGCAGAUAAGGCUGAUAUAGUCAGCCAUCUUGUGACUAUUUGGGUGUCAGACAAAUUUGUUGAAAGGCACAACAGAGUGGAUGAACUGGAUUACAUCUACUGGAAAGAGCCCUCAAUGCUUGUAAAAUGUCUUCUUAACUACUUCAAGCAUAAUGACCAUGAGAUAGAACUUCUGUUUAACAUCUUGCGCUGCUUUCUGCAUCGCUUUGUGCCUCAGUUCCAGUUUGUGAAAGACUAUGUUGAGGAAACCAUUGCAACGACAUACUCAGUAGAGUGGAAAAGGAAGGCCUUUUUUAAGUUUGUGGAUAUUUUCCAUGACUCACAGUGGCCUCAAGAACUGAAGGCUAAGAUUCUUCAGUACAUCAUGAUUCCCAGCUUUCAGGCAUCUUUUGAACAAGGAGAAGGAUACGCUUUGAUAGGAGGACCACCAGCCCCAGAGCAAGAUAGUGAUGAAAAUGUGAUUAGUGUCUUUAUCAAUCGCAUCAUUGAUCCAGACAACCCCUUUGGCACAUCUGAUGCUGUGCGCAUUUUGCUGCUGCAAUUCUCAUCCCUCCUGGUUGAGCAAGCAUCCUCACACAUCCAUGUUUCUUCUAGCAAGAAACAAGGGAAUAAACUGCGCAGGCUAAUGACCUUUGCCUGGCCUUGCCUCCUUUCUAAAAACUGUGUUGAUCCAGCAACUAAAUACCAUGGCCACUUGCUUCUGUCUCACAUCAUAGCACGCUUUGCCAUCCACAAGCGAAUUGUCUUGCAGGUGUUCCAUGGUCUGCUGAAGGCUCAUGCCCCUGAAGCUCGAGCUGUGGUACGGCAGGCUUUGGAGGUGUUGACACCAGCCAUGCCUGGUCGUAUGGAAGAUGGCAAUGGAAUGCUGACUCACUGGACGAAAAAAAUAAUUGUAGAGGAAGGACACAGUCUUGGGCAGUUAACUCACAUUCUCCAGUUAGUUGUUCGUCACUCCAACAUCUACUACCCAGUUCGCCAUCACCUGAUUCAACACAUGAUCAGCUCACUACAGCGGCUUGGCUUCACCACAAGCUCAAGCAUGGAACAUCGGCGACUAUCAGUGGAUCUUGCAGAAGUUAUUAUCAGGUGGGAUUUGCAGCGCAUCAAAGAAGAGAUGGAGCUGGCAGCUGAGGGCACAGAGCUGGGAGCUGACUCACCUGCAAGCAACAGCACAGGUGGGAUAAAACACUCUGCGGCAGCUUUAGAUUUACCUGAUGCAAGGCGUGCCCGCCACACAUCUGGAGCAGUGGGAUCUGAGAGUGGUAAAAGUCAAUCAGACACAAACCGGCCAAUAGACAAGCAGCAUUGUGAUGCUGUGGUCAACUUUCUUCUGAGAAUUGCGUGUCAGGUGAAUGAGGCAUCAGCAGCCAUUGGCUCACCAGGCGAAUUGCUGGCAAGACGAUGUGUUGCCUUGCUGAAGAUGGUCCUCAAGCCAGAUGUCUGGCCCAAUGCAGAGCUGAAGCUAGCUUGGUUUGACAAGCUGCUCAACUCAGUCACUAGCCAUCAGCCCAACCUGAAUAACAUUUGCACAGCUCUUGAACUGCUAACCUUUCUACUUGGAAUCUGGUUAAAAAAGGACCAGAUCCUUGCUACCUUCAAGCCUCUGCAGCGUGGAAUCUCUGCCUGUAUGACGUGUCCCAACACCAAAGUGAUCCGCUGUUUGCACAGCCUUCUCUCACGCCUCAUGAGUCACUUCCCCACAGAGCCUGUUACAUCAAAUGUGGCCUCCAAGUAUGAGGAGCUGGAGUGCCUCUAUGCCAGUGUCAGCAAAGUUGUCUACGAGGGACUGACAAACUACGAAAAAGCAACAAACAAUGGAUCACAGUCUCAACUAUUUAGUACUCUGAUGAUUCUUAAGGCUGCAUGCCAGCACAAUGUGUGUUACAUCGAUCGCCUUAUUACCACCUUUAUGAAAGUCUUGCACAAGAUGACACGUGAGCACCUGACCUCUACCACCACUGAUAGUCCUGCUGUGGCCAGUGAGCUGCUGAUUCUGUCGCUGGACAUGGUGAAGAACCGCGUUGGUGUCAUGAGCAUGGAAAUGAGAAAGAAUUUCAUUGGCUCCAUUCUUGUGGGGUUGAUUGAGAAAACACCUGACAACAAAGUCAUGAAGGCAAUUACAAAGAUGGUGGAAGACUGGGUCAAGAUUAAGACUCAAGUAGCCAUCAAUCAGUCACCUAUCAUUAGAGAGAAAGCCAUCCUGCUGAUGAAGCUGAUGAUGAAUGUGGAGCGCCGUUUUCCUGAUGAUCAAGAGCUCAAUGCUCAGUUCCUUGACUUGGUCAACUACAUCUACAGGGACGACAGCCUUAGAGGAAGUGAACUGACCUCAAAACUGGAGCCUGCUUUUCUUGCUGGGCUGCGCUGCAGUCAGCCUACCAUCAGACAAAAAUUUGUUGAGCUUUUUGAGAAAAGCAUUCCAAGGCGCAUAUUUGACAGACUUCUCUAUAUCACAUGCUCUCAAAACUGGGAAGCCAUGGGUUCUCACUUUUGGAUCAAGCAAGCAGCAGAGCUGUUACUAUCUGUAGCUGUAACAGGGACAGCAAUUCAGAGCUCAUCACCAAUGAAUCUUCUGCCUUCUGCAUGUUCCGUCAUCAGCAUGGCUGAUAGUCAGGAACGAGCAACUUUUGCCAACAUCCUCCGCAUCAAGGAAGAAAAUAUGGACAUUGAGUUUGUUGACCCAGGAAAAGAGGAUAUAAUAAAAGAAGAAGAUGAGAUGGACAUUAAGCUAAGCAGUGAAACAGGAGAGGAUUCCAGCCCUAAAGAGGACAGCAAGCCAGAGCUGCAAGGUCCCAAACAAACACCACAGUCCUUGCUGCAGCGCCAGGAAAAAUUUCUUGAACAGUGUCGAGAAGUCAAGACGGUGCAGUAUCUGAUGGCCUUAUGUCAGCUGGCUCACAGCAACACAGAUUUAGCCCACACUUCCUGGCUGGACCUGUUUCCUCGAAUUUGGAAAAUUCUUUCUGAGAAACAGCAGCAGAUGCUGUCAGCAGAGCUCAUUCCUUUCCUUUGUAGUGGGAGCCAUGUUGCACAGAAGGACUGCUACCCAAGCGCCAUACACACUUUUGUUGAGGCUUUGUCAAUGUGUGUGCCACCUGUACCUAUCAGACCCUCAGUACUGAAGUACUUGGGAAAAACCCACAAUCUCUGGCAUCGCUCCUGCCUGCUGCUGGAACAGAUGAUGUAUGACAACAGUCCACUUCCAGCAGUGCGUGUCCGCCCAGGCAGUGAAUAUGAGUUUGAGCCUCCAGCAGCUAACCCUCAGCAGGAGGUAAUGGAUGCCCUUUGUGACCUCUACUCUCUGCUGAAGGAAGAAGAUAUGUGGGCAGGGCUGUGGCAAAGAGCCAAGUAUACUGAGACAAAUAUUGCUAUCGCCUAUGAGCAGCAUGGCUUCUUUGAAAAUGCACAGACAGGUUAUGAAGCGGCAAUGGCUAAAGCUAGGCAAGACCACAACUCUGCCAAUGCCGUGCCAGCAGUUAUUCCUGAAUAUCGCCUUUGGGAGGAACACUGGAUUAGAUGUUCCAAGGAGCUCAAUCAGUGGGACUUGCUGCUGGAUUAUGCAAAUAACAAAGGAAACACAAACCCUUACCUAGUUUUGGAGUCAGCCUGGAGAGUUCCUAACUGGGCUCUCAUGAAAGAUGCCCUUGCACAGGUAGAGCUGAGCUGUCCCAAAGAAGUGUCCUGGAAGGUGAAGUUGUACUGUGGUUACCUUGCCAUUUGUCAUCCUGAUGACCACCACCUUGGCAUGGUGGAGCGACUUGUAGAACUAAGCAGCAGUCUGGCCAUCAAGGAAUGGCGACGCUUGCCGACUAUUGUUUCUCACAUCCAUGUGCCUCUGCUUCAGGCAGCCCAGCAGAUCAUGGAACUGCAGGAAGCCAUGCAGAUCAGCCAAGGCUUACAGCCCAGCAAUAUAGCACGCAGCACCAGUGUGCAUGAUAUGAAAGCCAUUGUGAAAACCUGGAAGAACCGGCUACCAAUGAUCUCUGAUGACCUUUCCCACUGGAGUGACAUUUUCACCUGGAGACAGCAUCAUUACCAGUUUAUCACCAACCAUUAUGAUUCUCAAAACCAGCAAGAUUCUAACAGUAACUCUAUGGUGGGUGUCCAUGCCUCUGCCCAAGCUAUCAUCCAUUUUGGUAAAAUUGCCCGCAAACACUUUCUCACUGGAGUCUGUCUGGAUGCUCUUAGUCGCAUCCAUACAAUCCCAACAGUACCAAUCGUUGACUGCUACCAGAAGAUCCGACAGCAAGUCAAGUGCUACCUCCAAAUGUCCAGUGUUAUGGGCAAAAAUGAGCUAAAUGAGGGUCUGGAAGUGAUUGAAUCAACAAAUCUCAAGUUUUUUACGAAAGAGAUGACCGCAGAAUUCUAUGCAUUGAAAGGCAUGUUCUUGGCUCAAAUCAAUCGAUCAGAAGAUGCCAACAAAGCUUUCUCUGCAGCUGUUCAAAUGCAUGACACACUUGUCAAAGCCUGGGCUCUCUGGGGAGACUACCUGGAAAGUAUCUUCACUCGUGAGAAAAACAUCCAACAAGGCGAGCAUGCACUCACCUGCUACCUGCAUGCUUGUCGACAUCAGAAUGAGGGCAAGUCACGCAAAUAUCUGGCAAAGGUAUUGUGGCUUCUAACGUAUGACGACGAGAACCUCCGCUUAGCAACAGCAGUGGACAAGUACUGCAUUGGUGUCCCCCCAAUCCAGUGGCUUCCAUGGAUCCCACAGCUGUUGACCUGUCUGGUGCGCAAUGAAGGCAAGCUGAUCAUGAACCUUUUGAAUCAGGUGGGACGAAUGUACCCACAGGCAGUCUAUUUUCCCAUUCGUACCCUGUAUUUGACUUUAAAGAUUGAGCAGCGGGAACGGCACAAAAGUAGUGGCGAGGUCCAACCAUCUGGUAGUAACAGAACUUCCACCCCAACACCGCCAACUGUGAUGGUAUCAGCCACAACAUCAAAUACCAGCACCGGUCCUUCAGCACCUAGUCCUUCAGUUCAGGACACUGUAACAUUGACAUCAGCCACAACCUCGACAGUCACCUCCUCUAGCCAGAACAUUGACCCUCAGCAACGACUUGGGCAGUCUGAUGCUGGUCCCAUUAAAGCCUCGGCACCAAUGUGGCGUUGCAGCCGCAUCAUGCAUACACAGCGCGAACUACAUCCAACCAUCCUUGCAUCUCUGGAGGAGAUGGUUGACCGCAUGGUGUGGUUCAGAGAGAACUGGUAUGAAGAAAUUUUGCGGCAGCUCAAACAAGGACUGUGCAAGUGCUAUAGCAUAGCUUUUGAAAAUCGUGGAGCAGUACAAGAGGCUGUAAUCACUCCACAUACACUGAACUUUAUGAAGAAGCUAGUGAGCACCUUUGGAGUUGGCAUUGAAAAUGUCAGCAGCGUGUCUUCAACCUACUCCAAUGCAGCAUCCGAGUGCCUGGCACGUCGUGCUCAGGCUACUGCUCAGGACCCAGUGUUUCAGAAGAUGAAGAGUCAGUUUACCACUGACUUUGACUUCAAUGUGCCAGGAUCCAACAAGCUUCACAACCUGAUCCAGAAGCUAAAAAAAUGGAUCAAACUGUUGGAAGCCAAGACUCGUUCUCUACCAAAGUCAUUCCUCCUUGAAGAAAACUGUCGCUACCUCAGUACUUUCUCUCUCAGCUCAGCAGAGGUGGAGCUACCUGGGGAAUUCUUGCUGCCAAAGCAUAGCCAUUAUUACACCCGCAUUGCACGCUUUAUGCCACGCGUGGAGAUCGUGCAGAAACAUAAUUGUGCAGCUCGUCGUCUCAGCAUCCGAGGGCACAAUGGCAAGAUCUAUCCAUACCUUGUGGUGAAUGAUGCCUGCAUGACAGAGUCUCGACGAGAGGAGCGCGUAUUGCAACUCUUGCGCAUGCUGAAUCACUUCCUCACAAAACAAAAGGAAACAAGCCGCAGGCUGCUGUACUUCACUGUGCCACGUGUCGUGGCUGUCUCACAACAGACGAGGCUUGUACAGGAUAACCCUGCUUCUGUGUCUCUUUUAGACAUCUAUAAACAGCGUUGUAGCAAGAGAGGAAUAGAACACGAUGCUCCCAUUCAGCGAUACUAUGAGCGACUGGCCACUGUCCAGGCCCGAGGGUCUCAGGCUAGUCAUCAAGUAGUGCGUGACAUUCUGAAGGAUGCACAGAAUAAUAUGGUGCCACGUGGGCUGCUCAAAGAGUGGGCUCUCCAUACAUUCCUUAACGCUACAGACUACUGGACUUUCCGCAAAACACUAAUGAUUCAGCUGGCUCUUAUGGGAUUUGGAGAGUUUGUGCUGCAUCUGACAAGAAUGAAUCCAGACCAAAUGUACCUUCACCAGGACUGUGGCUACCUAAGCAUUGCCUACUUCAAGUUUGACAUUGAUGAAGUGACAGGUGAUUUGGAUGCAAACCGCCCAGUACCUUUCCGCCUGACACCUAACAUUGCAGAAUUUCUAACAUCAACAGGGGUGACUGGGCCAUUGACAGCAUCUAUGGUUUCCCUAGCUCGAUGCCUGGUUCAACCACAGUACAAACUACCUUCUUUUUUACGAGCCAUUCUAAGAGAUGAAUACAUAACAUGGCACAAAAAGAAACAAGAAGAAACAAAUCCUGUAGCAGAGCCAGUGGACAUGGAAGGGGAGCAACUUAUUGCAAUGGUGAACAAGGCUGUUUCAGCUAUCAUGACCAGACUACAAAAUCUUGCAACAUUUGAAGGAGCAGAGAGUCGUGUGAGCACCCUUGUUAUGGCAGCCACCAAUAAUGACAAUUUGUGCCGCAUGGACCCUGCUUGGCAUCCAUGGUUGUAAAUAGUGAAUCUAAAUGUGACUCAUCAAUUCUACUUUGCCUACAUCAGAUAUCUUCCUUCUUAUGAGAACAGUGUGCGGUUUGGUGGCACAACGUUUAGCGCCUGUCACCAAUGCAAGGGAUUGGCUGUUUAGGCCUCGGACACGCUGUACUUUCUCUUGCAUGUGGCAUCUGUUUACAGAGCUAGCCUUUUUGCCAUGAUGUAGCCUCAGUUGCUGGCUUGGCAUAAAACACUGAUCUCCAGCAGCUCAUUCUUGUGCUACAUUAACAUGCUGGAUCCUUCGUGCAACUUUUAACACAAUGGUGUCAAUUUCAUCUUUCCUCUGCAAAUAAUUAUGGAGAUUCCAAGGGACCUGAUUGAAGAUAUGUUCUGUUUUAUGGAAUACAAAGUAAUCUGGAGAAGUUAUGCUGUUAGGCUACAGCAAUAAAAUGUUCCAUGCAUUGCAUUUCUUGCUUCAGAACUAUUAUUUAAAAUACGUUUCUCAAUUUAUUUAAACGCAGCAACUAUAGUGAAUAAUUUUGUCAGUUGUAUAUAAGUGUAAUUUUUGUCUUUUUCUGUUGUCUACAUUUGUUAAGGAUGAAUUCUUCACUUGACGCUUGAUGUAGCUAAACUGUUGGACUGUAAAAAAGACUGAAUAAAAUUGUUUUUCUGGUA